AUGAAAAACCACACUAGGAUAACCACAUUCAUCCUUCUGGGACUAACAGAUGACCCUCAACUGCAGAUUCUGAUCUUUAUAUUUUUUCUUAUCACCUACAUGCUGAGUGUUUUGGGAAACCUGACCAUCAUCAUCCUCACUUUAGUGGAUUCUCACCUUAAAAUUGCUAUGUACUUUUUCCUCCAAAACUUUUCCUUCUUGGAAAUCUUGUUCACUUCUGCCUGCAUUCCUAAAUUCUUGUACAGUUUGGCCACAGGUGACAGGACCAUUAGCUAUAGUGGUUGCAUGUGUCAACUGUUUUUAACAGAUGUCUUUGCAGUUGCAGAAUUUUUCCUCCUAGCUGCCAUGUCCUAUGAUCGCUAUGUGGCCAUCUGCAAACCCCUGCAUUACAUGACCAUCAUGAGCCAUGAGGUCUGCAAAAGGCUGGUCUUCUGCUGUUGGAUGAUUUCUUUGUUGAUCCUACUCCCACCAACUAGUCUGGGACUGCAAGUAGACUUCUGCGACAAUUAUCUCCUUGACCACUUUUUCUGUGAUUCUAAACCCAUGCUGAAGAUCUCAUGCUCAGAUAUAGUGCUCUUAGAGAACAUGGUCAUUAUCUGUUCUUCAUUGAUCUUCGUUGUGACGCUUCUGUGUGUGGUUCUGUCCUACAUGUUCAUCAUGAGAACAAUUCUGAGGUUCCCCUCUGCCCAGCAAAAGAUGAAAGCUUUUUCCACCUGUUCUUCCCACUUUAUUGUGGUUUCUAUUAGCUAUGGUAGCUGCAUCUUUAUAUAUAUCAAACCUUUAUCAGAAGAUGAAAUGGCCAUUAACAAGGGAGUAGGAAUACUUAUUACUUCAGUUUCCCCAUUGUUAAACCCCUUUAUUUAUACUCUGAGGAACCAACAAGUGAAACAAGCCUUUAGUGACUUACUUAAAAGAAUUGUACUGCUCUCAAAGAAGUAG
This is a messenger RNA of Erinaceus europaeus (western European hedgehog), 939 nucleotides long. Its product is annotated as olfactory receptor 6C2-like. The record is from RefSeq and is a predicted model, not a curated record. The transcript has a single exon. Gene Ontology annotation, molecular function: G protein-coupled receptor activity; olfactory receptor activity. Bases 1 to 939 code for a protein of 312 amino acids. Gene Ontology annotation, biological process: G protein-coupled receptor signaling pathway. Gene Ontology annotation, cellular component: membrane. Lineage: Eukaryota; Metazoa; Chordata; Mammalia; Eulipotyphla; Erinaceidae.